AUGAAGAGCGCGCGCUGCACUUCCUGCACAUGUGCGAAUCCGUCCGCGUUCUGGGGUUGGAAGCGCUCGUUGGGAGUGUUUUUCUUCUACCGGGUCACCUGGCUGCGCUUUUCUGGGCCUAUUGCCAAGCCAGCAAGGGCGAAGCGCUUGUCUGGGCCUUCACCCUACCCCAAUCUCCCGCUUUCCAUCACCCCGCCCCAUUCUCCCGCUUUCCAUCACCCCGCCCCAUUCUCCCGCUUUCCAUCACCCCGCCCCAUUCUCCCGCUUUCCAUCACCCCGCCCCAUUCUCCCGCUUUCCAUCACCCCGCCCCAUUCUCCCUCCUUCCAUCACCCCGCCCCAUUCUCCCGCUUUCCAUCACCCCGCCCCAUUCUCCCGCUUUCCAUCACAACGCCCCAUUCUCCCGCUUUCCAUCACCCCUCCGCAUUCUCCCGCUUUCCAUCACCCCGCCCCAUUCUCUCGCUUUCCAUCACCCCGCCCCAUUCUCCCGCUUUCCAUCACCCCGCCCCAUUCUCCCGCUUUCCAUCACCCCGCCCCAUUAUCCCGCAUUCCAUCACCCCGCCCCAUUCUCCCGCUUUCCAUCACCUCGCCCCAUUCUCCCGCUUUCCAUCACCCCGCCCCAUUCUCCCGCUUUCCAUCACCCUGCCCCAAUCUCCCGCUUUCCAUCACCCCGCCCCAUUCUCCCGCUUUCCAUCACCCCGCCCCAUUCUCCCGCUUUCCAUCACCCCGCCCCAUUCACCCGCUUUCCAUCACCCCGCCCCAUUCUCCCGCUUUCCAUCACCCCGCCCCAUUCUCCCGCUUUCCAUCACCCCGCCCCAUUCUCCCCCUUUCCAUCACCCCGCCCCAUUCUCCCGCUUUCCAUCACCCCGCCCCAUUCUCCCGCUUUCCAUCACCGCGCCCCAUUCUCCCGCUUUCCAUCACCCCGCCCCAUUCUCCCGCUUUCCAUCACCUCGCCUCAUUCUCCCGCUUUCCAUCACCCCGCCCCAUUCUCCCUCCUUCCAUCACCCCGUCCCAUUCUCCCUCCUUCCAUAACCCCGCCCCAUUCUCCCUCCUUCCAUCACCCCGCCCCAUUCUCCCGCUUUCCAUCACCCCGGCCCAUUCUCCCUCCUUUCCAUCACCCCGCCCCAUUCUCCCGCUUUCCAUCACCCCGCCCCAUUCUCCCGCUUUCCAUCACCCCGCCCCAUUCUCCCGCUUUCCAUCACCCCGCCCCAUUCUCCCGCUUUCCAUCACCCCGCCCCAUUCUCCCGCUUUCCAUCACCCCGCCCCAUUCCCCCGCUUUCCAUCACCCCGCCCCAUUCUCCCGCUUUCCAUCACCCGCCCCAUUCUCCCGCUUUCCAUCACCCUGCCCCAAUCUCCCGCUUUCCAUCACCCUGCCCCAAUCUCCCGCUUUCCAUCACCCCGCCCCAUUCUCCCGCUUUCCAUCACCCCGCCCCAUUCUCCCGCUUUCCUUCACCCCGCCCCAUUCUCCCGCUUUCCAUCACCCCGCCCCAUUCACCCGCUUUCCAUCACCCCGCCCCAUUCUCCCGCUUUCCAUCACCCCGCCCCAUUCUCCCGCUUUCCAUCACCCCGCCCCAUUCUCCCCCUUUCCAUCACCCCGCCCCAUUCUCCCGCUUUCCAUCACCCCGCCCCAUUCUCCCCGUUUCCAUCACCCCGCCCCAUUCUCCCGCUUUCCAUCACCCCGCCCCAUUCUCCCGCUUUCCAUCACCCCGCCCCAUUCUCCCCCUUUCCAUCACCCCGCCCCAUUCUCCCGCUUUCCAUCACCCCGCCCCAUUCUCCCGCUUUCCAUCGACCCGCCCAAUUCUCCCGCUUUCCAUGACCCCGCCCCAUUCUCCCGCUUUCCAUCGCCCCGCCCCAUUCUCCCGCUUUCCAUCGCCCCGCCCCAUUCUCCCGCUUUCCAUCACCCCGCCCCAUUCUCCCCCUUUCCAUCACCCCGCCCCAUUCUCCCGCUUUCCAUCACCCCGCCCCAUUCUCCCGCUUUCCAUCACCCCGCCCCAUUCUCCCGCUUUCCAUCACCCCGCUCCAUUCUCCCACUUACCAUCACCCCGCUCCAUUCUCCCGCUUUCCAUGACCCCGCCCCAUUCUCCCGCUUUCCAUCGCCCCGCCUCAUUCUCAUGCUUUCCAUCACCCCGCCCUAUUCUCCCGCUUUCCAUCACCCCGCCCCAUUCUCCCGCUUUCCAUCACCCCGCCCCAUUCUCCCGCUUUCCAUCACCCCGCCCCGUUCUCUCGCUUUCCAUCACCCCGCCCCAUUCUCCCCCUUUCCAUCACCCCGCCCCAUUCUCCCGCUUUCCAUCACCCCACACCAUUCUCCCGCAUUCCAUCACCCUGCCCUAUUCUCCUGCUUUCCAUCACCCCGCCCCAUUCUCCCGCUUUCCAUCACCCCGCCCCAUUCUCCCGCUUUCCAUCACCCCGCCCCAUUCUCCCGCUUUCCAUCACCCCGCCCCAUUCUCCCGCUUUCCAUCACCCCGCCCCAUUCUCCCGCUUUCCAUCACCCCGCCCCAUUCUCCCGCUUUCCAUCACCCCGCCCCAUUCUCCCGCUUUCCAUCACCUCGCCCCAUUCUCCCUCCUUCCAUCACCCCGCUUCAUUCUCCCUCCUUCCAUCACCCCGCCCCAUUCUCCCUCCUUCCAUCACCCCGCCCCAUUCUCCCGCUUUCCAUCACCCCGCCCCAUUCUCCCGCUCUCCAUCACCCCGCCCCAUUCUCCCGCUCUCCAUCACCCCGCCCCAUUCUCCUGCUUUCCAUCACCCCGCCCCAUUCUCCCGCUUUCCAUCACCCCGCCCCAUUCUCCCGCUUUCCAUCACCCCGCCCCAUUCUCCCCCUUUCCAUCACCCCGCCCCAUUCUCCCGCUUUCCAUCACCCCGCCCCAUUCUCCCGCUUUCCAUCACCCCGCCCCAUUCUCCCGCUUUCCAUCACCCCGCCCCAUUCUCCCGCUUUCCAUCACCCCGCCUCAUUCUCCCGCCUUCCAUGACCCCGCCUCAUUCUCUCGCUUUCCAUGACCCCGCCCCAUUCUCCCUCCUUCCAUCACCCCGUCCCAUUCUCUCUCCUUCCAUCACCCCGCCCCAUUCUCCCUCCUUCCAUCACCCCGCCCCAUUCUCCCGCUUUCCAUCACCCCGCCCCAUUCUCCCGCUUUCCAUCACCCCGCCCCAUUCUCCCGCUUCCCAUCACCCCGCCCCAUUCUCCUGCUUUCCAUCACCCCGCCCCAUUCUCCCGCUUUCCAUCACCCCGCCCCAUUCUCCCGCUUUCCAUCACCCCGCCCCAUUCUCCCGCUUUCCAUCACCCCGCCCCAUUCUCCCGCUUUCCAUCGCCCCGCCCCAUUCUCCCGCUUUCCAUCGCCCCGCCCCAUUCUCCCGCUUUCCAUCACCCCGCCCCAUUCUCCCGCUUUCCAUCACCCCUCCCCAUUCUCCCCCUUUCCAUCACCCCGCCCCAUUCUUCCGCUUUCCAUCAUCCCGCCCCAUUCUCCCGCUUUCCAUCACCCCGCCCCAUUCUCCCGCUUUCCAUCACCCUGCCCCAUUCUCCCGCUUUUCAUCACCCUGCCCCAUUCUCCCUCCUUCCAUCACCCCGUCCCAUUCUCCCUCCUUCCAUCACCCCGCCCCAUUCUCCCGCUUUCCAUCACCCCGCCCCAUUCUCCCGCUUUCCAUCACCCCGUCCCAUUCUCCCGCUUUCCAUCACCCCGCCCCAUUCUCCCGCUUUCCAUCACCCCGCCCCAUUCUCCCGCUUUCCAUCACCCCGCCCCAUUCUCCCGCUUUCCAUCACCUCGCCCCAUUCUCCCGCUUUCCAUCACCCCGCCCCAUUCUCCCGCUUUCCAUCACCCCGCCCCAUUCUCCCGCUUUCCAUCACCCCGCCCCAUUCUCCCGCUUUCCAUCACCCCGCCCCAUUCUCCCGCUUUCCAUCGACCCGCCCAAUUCUCCCGCUUUCCAUGACCCCGCCCCAUUCUCCCGCUUUCCAUCGCCCCGCCCCAUUCUCCCGCUUUCCAUCGCCCCGCCCCAUUCUCCCGCUUUCCAUCACCCCGCCCCAUUCUCCCCCUUUCCAUCACCCCGCCCCAUUCUCCCGCUUUCCAUCACCCCGCCCCAUUCUCCCGCUUUCCAUCACCCCGCCCCAUUCUCCCGCUUUCCAUCACCCCGCUCCAUUCUCCCACUUACCAUCACCCCGCUCCAUUCUCCCGCUUUCCAUGACCCCGCCCCAUUCUCCCGCUUUCCAUCGCCCCGCCUCAUUCUCAUGCUUUCCAUCACCCCGCCCUAUUCUCCCGCUUUCCAUCACCCCGCCCCAUUCUCCCGCUUUCCAUCACCCCGCCCCAUUCUCCCGCUUUCCAUCACCCCGCCCCAAUCUCCCGCUUUCCAUCAACCCGCCCCAUUCUCCCGCUUUCCAUCACGCCGCCCCAUUCUCCCUCCUUCCAUCACCCCUCCUCAUUCUCCCGCUUUCCAUCACCGCGCCCCAUUCUCCCGCUUUCCAUCACCCCGGCGCAUUAUCCCGCUUUCCAUCUCCCCGCCCCAUUCUCCCGCUUUCCAUCACCUUGCCCCAUUCUCCCGCUUUCUAUCACCCCGCCCCAUUCUCCAGCCUUCCAUCACCGCGCCCCAUUAUCACGCUUUCCAUCACCCCGCCCCAUUCUCCCGCUUUCCAUCACCCCGCCCCAUUUUCCCUCCUUCCAUCACCCCGCCCCAUUAUCCCGCUUUCCAUCACCCCGCCCCAUUCUCCCGCUUUCCAUCACCCCGCUCCAUUCUCCCGCUUUCCAUCACCCCGCUCCAUUCUCCCGCUUUCCAUCACCCCGCUCCAUUCUCCCGCUUUCUACUCGCCUACUCGCCUACUCGCCUACUCGCCUACUCGCCUACUCGCCUACUGGCCUACUGGCCUACUGGCCUACUCGCCGACUCGCCUACUCGCCUACUCGCCUACUCGCCUACUCGCCUAUUCGCCUACUCGCCUAUUCGCCUAUUCGCCUAUUCGCCUAUUCGCCUAUUCGCCUAUUCGCCUACAAGCCUACUGGCCUACUGGCCUACUAGCCUACUGGCCUACUGGCCUACUGGCCUACUUGCCUACUGGCCUACUGGCCUACUGGCCUACUGGCCUACUGGCCUACUGGCCUAUUGGCCUAUUGGCCUAUUGGCCUAUUGGCCUAUUGGCCUUCGCCAAAUCCCCUAUUCGCCUAUUGGCCUACUGGCCUAG
Messenger RNA from Closterium sp. Naga37s-1, 5154 nucleotides. Lineage: Eukaryota; Viridiplantae; Streptophyta; Zygnematophyceae; Desmidiales; Closteriaceae. The record is from the annotation of a GenBank genome assembly.